Molecule: messenger RNA, 309 nt
Organism: Camellia sinensis
Lineage: Eukaryota; Viridiplantae; Streptophyta; Magnoliopsida; Ericales; Theaceae
Source: RefSeq, a predicted model, not a curated record
AUGCCAGAGGGAUUGUUUACAAUAUUUGUGGAUGAUUUACCAAACUCUAUGGAUCCAAAGAGGUUGUUCUCCAUGUUUGGUAAGUUUGGAGUAGUAACGGAUGUCUUCAUACCGGCAAAGAGAAGAAAAGGCACGGGAACACGCUUUGGUUUUGUGAGGUAUGAUUGUAGGGUAGCAGCUGAUAUGGCGAUUCAGAAAGCUGAUGGGUUAUGGUGUGAAAGGGUGAAGAAAGCCGAUUUUCAAAAAGGGAAGCGAAAGAUGGAAAGGGUAGUAAACAGAGCGGAGGCUUGGAUGGGGAGGACAUCUUAG